Messenger RNA from Darwinula stevensoni, 1596 nucleotides. The record is from the annotation of a GenBank genome assembly. Lineage: Eukaryota; Metazoa; Arthropoda; Ostracoda; Podocopida; Darwinulidae.
AUGCCUCUCCCCCGGAAGUUGGUUCGAGGCCAGGACGUCUGGCUGGGGAAGGGGGCGGAACAGACCAGGCAGAUCCUCAAGUGCAUGUGGUGUGGUCAGAGCUUCAAAAGCUUGGCAGACAUGACCACCCACAUGCAGCAGACUCAGCAUUACACCAACAUCAUUUCUCAGGAACAAAUCAUUUCCUGGAAGUCUCCCGAGGAGAAAUCUUCGAAUCAGAGUCAUGUGAAUGCCGUGCUGACUUGCAAAGUCUGUAACCAGGGGUUCUCUUCCUUGAAGGAACUCUCGAAUCACAUGGUGAAGAAUGCUCACUACAAAGAGCAUAUCAUGCGGUCCAUCUCGGAAUCUGGGUCCAAGAGAAGGCAAGCCCGAGAGAAGCGCAAGAAGUCCCUCCCGGUUCGAAAGCUGCUGGAACUCGAGAGAGCUCAGAGCGAUUUCCGCGGCGGCGGCGGCCAUGGCCAUUCGCCUUCGCCUCUCAUUACUCAACCCGGCAAUAAAAUUACCUGUGAAAAAUGCGGCUUGAAGGUAGAAGCAAUCGAUUUCAUGGGGCACAUCAGAACCUGCGAAGGGGAACAGAAACGACUUCUCAAAUCGGCUCUCUUGAGCUCGAAUUCAGACGAAGUGAGAGGCGGGAGCAACGGGACGCCCAAGUCCGAUAAGGACCUCGAGAAAGAGGAAGCGAUGGGAAGCCCAGAAAAAGAGAGCAGCUGCGAGACGGAAGCGACCAAAGAGAAGCACUCCCGGAACCCAUCCGUGCUGAACGCCAUCGAGAAGCUGAUCGAGAAGAGCUUCGACGCGAACACGAAGAAGUCGAGCAGUGGGACGCCGCUCGGCGCCAACAUCCUCAGGAGGCUCGGCAUCGACGAGAACGUGGACUACAGCAAGCCCCUCAUAGACAGUUCGGGUGUCCUGAGUGAGUCGAGUUCCAGGGAAAGGACUCCCAGCGAAUCCAGCAGUACUUCGGAGAAACCAAAGAGAUGUGAAGACAGUGGUGGUGCCAAAGACUCUUCCCCGUUGCCAGAGCCCGAGGACAUGGCGACAUCCGGUGAUGAUGCAAAAGACAUUUCGAUCUCAGCGAGUAGCCCAGCUAGUCACAGGAGUGACAACGAUCACGCGAGAGGGAACGAGUGCUCGAGCGACGGAAGGAGCUCGGCGAGCCCCAUGCCAUCGGGAACGGCCACGCACUCGGAAUCCGCGCACCCGCUGGCGGCCCUGCAGAAACUCUGCGACAAGACCGAGACCCACAUGAGCAAGCCGGCCGCGAGCGGCGGGAACGCGGUGGCCAACAGCGGGGCGGCCGGCCUCCCCGGCGCCAUCCUCGCCUUCAGCUGGGCCUGCAACGAAGCCGUCGUCAACAACGAUUCCAUCAUGAAGUGCGCGUUCUGUGAUACCCCGUUCAUCUCCAAAGGUGCAUAUCGUCAUCACUUAUCCAAGAUGCACUUCGUCAAGGACGGCUCCAUCCCCGACGCGUUGAGCAUCAAGGCGCAACAAUCAACCAAAGGCAGCAAAUCCCCGACAGGUCUCGACGAGAGCCCCCAUGCGAAAUUCCUCAAAUACUCCGAAAUGGCCAAACAGCUGUCGAGUAAAUACGUUUGA